ACUGUGGUAAAUUAUGAUCCUUUGAAUAGUUUUGGGGAUUUAUAAAUAAAAAUACAAAGCUGCGGGGCUAUUUCGAAGUAUCUUAAUUUAUUUAGCAGUUGAGUGAGGCUUCGUUUUGGGACGAAGCAUCGAGAAGAAAAUGAUCGUACAUUCGUUUGGCUCCGCUUCGUCAUCUCCGAUCGCCGCCGUGUUCUCCGCCGCGCUUCUUCUGUUCUACUUCUCUGAUACUAUUCUAGGAGCUCCUUGUCCCAUCAAUGGUUUGCCAAUCUUGAGGAAUAUUAGUGACCUUCCUCAGGAUAGCUAUGGAAGACCUGGUCUUUCUCACAUGAAUAUUGCUGGCUCCGUAUUACAUGGAAUGAAAGAGUUGGAGAUAUGGCUUCAAACAUUUGCACCUGGUUCAGAGACGCCAAUUCACAGGCACUCCUGUGAAGAGGUUUUCGUUGUCCUCAAGGGUAAUGGUACUCUGUAUCUCGCUGAAACACAUGGAAAUUUCCCUGGGAAACCAAUUGAAUUUCCUAUCUUUGCUAACAGUACACUUCAUAUUCCCAUCAAUGAUGCUCAUCAGGUCAAGAACACGGGUCAUGAUGACCUGCAAGUGUUGGUUAUUAUAUCUCGGCCACCUAUUAAAGUCUUCACCUACGAUGACUGGUUUAUGCCACACACUGCUGCGAGGUUGAAGUUCCCUUACUAUUGGGAUGAGCAAUGCCUUCAAGAAUCACAAAAAGACGAGCUCUAAAGCAAUGAUGUCCGAGGCCAAAACUUAGCACAAUCUUUAGAUAGUUAAAUCACAGUUAAGGUUUUGUGACACUAUGUUAAUGCUGGUAAAUUGACAAGAAUUUUACAUGAAUGUUGUUACCAAAAUGUAAAUGGAUGUUCAAUCUUUGAUAUUCUCAAGUAAA
This is a messenger RNA of Camelina sativa (false flax), 899 nucleotides long. Its product is annotated as auxin-binding protein 1-like. Gene Ontology annotation, biological process: positive regulation of DNA endoreduplication; positive regulation of cell division; positive regulation of cell size. The record is from RefSeq and is a predicted model, not a curated record. Gene Ontology annotation, molecular function: auxin binding. NCBI's taxonomy places the organism in Eukaryota, Viridiplantae, Streptophyta, Magnoliopsida, Brassicales, Brassicaceae.